This is a messenger RNA of Dentiscutata erythropus, 556 nucleotides long. NCBI's taxonomy places the organism in Eukaryota, Fungi, Glomeromycota, Glomeromycetes, Diversisporales, Gigasporaceae. The record is from the annotation of a GenBank genome assembly.
AUGAGUUGGGCUAGAUCUUUAACACCAUUUCAGUUUAAUGCCAAAGUACAAAGUACUCAAAGUGUUGAAUCAUUUAAUGCUAUUAUAAAAAAAGCUUUAAAUAGUGCGAGUACACUUUGUGAUAUUAAACAAACAAUUAAUAAAAGACACGACGAUGAAUCUCAGUACUGUAAACUAACUGAUCUUAAAGACCAACAUAUAACUAUUGCCAAAGCUGCUAUUAAUAUCGCUUUGGAAGUUAAUAAAGAUGCUGAAUUAAAGAAAUACGAUGAUGAUACAGAAGCUAAAAAUGCCACUAGUAUAGAAGAUAACAAUUCUAUACAAAAUACUAGUGAAAUAAUUCUAUUGCAAGAACAUUUACUUAAUCAAGUAACUAGUCCAAAUGUUACUAAAAUUCGCAGUGCUCCUUAUAAAAAAAGAGUUAAAGGUGUUAUGAAAAUAUCAAAAGGCAAAAAAGUAGUAAAUGAAACUACAAAUAUUAUUCAAGCUACAAAUAUUAACUAUGAAAAAGUAAUCUCAAAACAGCAACGCAAAUGCUUAUUAUACAAAAAUUCUG